Beauveria bassiana ARSEF 2860 is the source of this 3384-nucleotide messenger RNA. RefSeq lists its product as uncharacterized. The record is from RefSeq and is a predicted model, not a curated record. Bases 1 to 3384 code for a protein of 1127 amino acids. Lineage: Eukaryota; Fungi; Ascomycota; Sordariomycetes; Hypocreales; Cordycipitaceae. The transcript has 4 exons.
AUGCUCCUGAAUACUAUCAUUACACUCAUUUGGGCAGUGGCCUUUGCUGCUGCCUUUCCUUCUCUUUCACUGCCAAAAUGGCAGUCGUCACGUCGCAGUGUUGAACCGGCAAAAGUUGAGCCACAAGCGAGCCAGGGGGCUCCCGGUCCUGUUGCUGAGCAGGGGGGUUUCUGCGGUUGGGUUGCCGUAGAAGUACCUGUCGAUGAGGCUACCAACAAGCAGAUCGACCAGCAGGCCAACCCGCAGGCCAAUGAGCACACCAGCCAGCAGACCAACCAGAAGACCUCCCAGCAAACCAACCAGCGGAUCUCCCAGCAGACCAACCAGCACAUCUCCCAGCAGGGUAGCCAGCAGGGUAGCCAUCAGAGCAGCCAGCAGAAUGGCCAGCAGAAUGGCCAGCAGACCGGUCAGCAUACCGAUAACCAGAAAGGUGACGAGUCCUCGGCUCGCAGCCAAACUUUGGCUCCCAGCGUUCACUGGACCUGGGACACCAGUGCUUUGAAGAAUGUUGAGCCUGUCGCCCCCAAAGAAAACUCUCAGAUGUAUUAUGGUAUCUCUGAACCCGCAAAGGAAGGAUACUUUGCCUUCCUUACCUAUCGCUUCACGCUGCCUUCGGUCAACCUCGAUCACUGUGACCACGUCGAUGUCGAAUACACCAAGGAGAGCAAGCUGUUGCUCAAGUUCAAGACUCCAGAGUCUUUCGAGCGCGCUACUGAGAGCUGGGAUACUGACAAGGAAUUGCUGCUCAUCGCGACCGCCAACGGCUGCACCGGCCCAUCACCCGAGGAUCGCUGCUACUUCCGGGCGACCAGCCUGGCGGUGAACAAGGACAAGCAGGUGGUUGUUGCGUCUGGUGCGCCCGAGCACCCUGAGAAUGUGAUGGACUCUGCUGAAACCGAAUGGGGAUUCUGGACACCACGCGGCACGCCUGCAGGACAUGGUAACUCGACCGCUACUGGCAACUCCUUCAAUUACACCAACAAUUCCUCCGGAAAAGGCCCUGGUUCUACUGCGCAUGACAGCCAUGGAUUGGCUGUUGCUUCCUUUGGCCCAUCCUUUGAUAGCACACUUGAUGACGCUCUCGGAUAUCACGAGCUUCCAGCUGGUUCUGAAGCUUUCCUUCAGCGCAUCAUGACCGAGGGUGAAGCCCUCGACAUUGGACGAAACGUUACCAAGGACAACUGUGUCGAGCCAGUCUCGAGGCUACGCCGACGCCGUACCCUUCAAGCCCGAGGAUGGUGGUCAAACCUCUGGAACGGUUUUGUCGACGCAAUCAAGACUGCGUACAACACUGUGGCAGAUGCCCUCUCUAUUCAGGGAGAUUUCAACGAGCCUGUGUCUUGGGACCUGCCGGGAGCCGAUAUUCCUAGAGAGGUUUCUCCCUGGAGCGCCAACUCGAUUGCUCUGUUCAAGCACGAAACGAUCUCCGAGUCUGGAGAGUUUCAAGAGCAUAUCAACAUUUACUGUGUUGACUGUGGUGUUUCUGGUCAAGCAGUCUUUUCUGGAAAAGCCAAGAUUACUCCUCUAAAAGGCAUCUUUGACGGUGAGCUCGCGCUUCGCACCAACAUGAAGAUGAUACUCAAAGUCGGUGUCGAUGCGGAGAUCAAAUACAGCAAGAAUAUCGAGCAAGAUCUCUUCACCUUUGGUCUGCCCGGUCUCUCCUAUGGAAUUGUGACAGUGGGACCAUACAUUUCGGUGGCUGCCAAGGUCGGGCUGGAGGCUGCAGCCAAAGGCAAGCUCCUGGUCGGAGGAGAGAUGGGCCUGACGCAGGCAUCGGCGACGCUUUACAUCUUUGAGCCUAGCAGAAGCACAUCUUCCGGAUGGACUCCCUACUUCAAGCCUGUCAUGGAGGCAGAGGGUGAAAUUAUGUUGGCGGCAAGCGCAGCGCUUCCGAUUAAGAUCAAAGUUGGCCUCAAGGUUGCCUCGUUCGAGACUGCACUUGGGCUAGUGGAAGAGCCUGCCAUCAGCGCUGUUGCCCAGGUCGCGGGCUCAGCGAGCUACAACAAAGAGACUGGCUUCCAAGGAGGAUUCAAAGAAUUCAAUGGUUGCGCUGGUAUAAGCACCAGCCUGAACUGGAGCAACAAGCUGUCUCUUGACAUCCUGGGAAUCUCCUCGCAGGUACUUCACAACACUGGACUCCAGCCCAUCGCAAAGGGUUGCAUAAAUUUCAAGAAGCCAGCCGUAUCGAGGCCGGAGGGUGCUGCGUUUUACGAAGUGUCGCAGAACAAGAUACCUGCUGAGUCGCACCGACUCAACACAAGCUCGCCCAACAACUCGACAACCAGCUCGCUCGUGAAGGUGACAACCAUUUCUAGUACCAGCUCGACAAUCAGCUUGCCCAUUACAUUGACAACCAUGUCGAGUGUCAGCUCUCCAACCAGCUCGCUCAUCAAGUUGACAACCAUCUCGAGUGCCAGCUCUACGACUAGCUCGCCGACCACACUGACAACCAUUUCGAGUGCUAGCUCCUCAAGCAUCUCGACGCUGAACCCCAAGGUCAGCUCAAAGAUGAAUUCGACGGUCAGCUCGACUGUGAGAUUAUCGAUGAAUUCGACAGUCAGCUCGUCGAUGAGCCUGACAACCAGUGCUCCCAUCAAGAACACAGCCAGCUCGUUCAUCAGCUCGACGAUCAGCUCUCCCGUCAAUUCAACAUUCAGUUCGCCAGUCAGCACAACAAUCAGCUCGUCGGUACACUCGUCAAUCAGCUCGCUGAUUACUUCACCAACUAGCUCACCUGCCAGCUCACCAACCAUCUCACCAACCAUCUCACCGUCCAGCUCAUCAAGCAGCAUCACACCCGCAUCGACGGAAACUGCCAGCCCGAAAGCCAACACUACUUGCAUUGAAGAAGAGCCAACCCCUCAAAUCUUCAAGGAUGGACACAAAUUCGACCUGGCACCGCUGCUGACCACCACGGGCACCAGCAUGGUGGCCUCGUGCAACGAUGGAAACCUUUACGUCGCUGCAGCAAGCAACGAAACCAACAACAAGUGCAACGCCAUGUGGCCAACCUCGAAGGAAUCCGUCAUUCCGUUUGACGGCAGCCUGAAUGUCAUGCACUACUAUGCGAGCGCCAUGAGCGCCGUCGGCGUCUCGCGUCUGCGCUCCAGCCCCGCCUACAAGAUCCCCAACGAUGCUGUCGUUACAGUCCUGGUGCCUGCGCCAGCCGCGGACGGGUCCUUCUUCUACAUGGCUGCUGAUGCCAGCGACAAGGUGUUCUAUCCCAUUGUGUGCGAGUUUGCUUCCAAGGCGGUGCCGCGCGUCUUCUUGGCCAAGGAUCUGAGUGCCGGUAUCAAGACGCUCGAGGGCGGAAGCGUUGCGGAUUCCAUCACAGGUGCCAAGGUGGAAAGGUGCUUCGGCCUGUCGCUGUCGCCAAAGCUUUAG